Molecule: messenger RNA, 933 nt
Organism: Eucalyptus grandis
Lineage: Eukaryota; Viridiplantae; Streptophyta; Magnoliopsida; Myrtales; Myrtaceae
Product: G-type lectin S-receptor-like serine/threonine-protein kinase LECRK2
Exons: 5
Coding region: 1-933 (310 amino acids)
Biological process (GO): protein phosphorylation
Molecular function (GO): protein kinase activity; ATP binding
Source: RefSeq, a predicted model, not a curated record
AUGGUCUCUUCCCCGAUCCCUCCAAAUAUAUGCACAAACAUCACGCAAAAUAUCGGUUCUGGAGCAUGUGGCUUCAAUAGCUACUGUGCUCUUAGAGAAGAUCACGUUGAUCAUAGGCCCCAGUGCCUCUGCCCACUCGGAUAUACUCCAUUAGAUUCAGCAAAUGAGAUGAGCGGAUGCAGACAGGACUUCGUACUCCAGAGUUGUGAUGGAAGUAGGCCGGAAACAGACCAGUUCACUUUCCGGGAAAUGCUCAAUAUAAAGUGGCCACUAACUUGCUGGAAAAAGAUCCCUCUAUCCAAUGGAAGGAUGGAUCAAAGUGAUACUAGUCAGGGUGGAAAAGCUCUGAUCAAGAUCAACCAAGUUACAAGCACACAGACUUACACUUAUCAGGAGCUUCAAGAAGCGACGGAUGGAUUCAAAGAAGAACUAGGUAGGGGUGCCUUUGGAGCAGUGUACAAAGGUGUUCUUGGAUCCGAGGAUACCAACUUUGUGGCAUUGCUUGGAUUCUGCAAUGAAGGUCAACACCAACUACUGGUGUAUGAAUUCAUGAGCAACGGCUCAUUGGCAGAUUUUCUUUUGGCUCUUCAAGGCCCAGCUGAUUUUGGAUUAGCUAAGCUCUUGAUGGCGAACCAAACACGAACCACCACUAGAGUUAGAGGAACCAGAGGUUAUUUAGCGCCAGAAUGGUUCAGGAAUAUGCCUAUUUCUAACAAAGUAGAUGUUUACAGCUUUGGCAUUUUGUUGGUUGAGCUUAUUUGCUGCAGAAAGAACUAUGAGCUGGAAGAAGAAAUUGAAGCUCAAAUUGUAAUGGUCGACUGGGUUUAUAACUGCUACCAUGACAGGAGCGUGCUUCAGCUAGUGGAGAGCGAUGAGGAGGCAUCAAGGGACAUAAAGAUGGAGAAAAGAUUUGUGAUGAUAGCAUUGCAUUGA